AUGUUUUCCUCCCUGUUACCUUUGGCGGCCCUAGUCGCGCCCGCAUUUGCUGUUGUGCAGCCAUUGAACACUACAAUCGUAGGGCAAUAUGGCAACGUACCCCCGGUCUACCCCUCCCCAAAUGCAACCGGUAAUGGAUGGGGAGAUGCCUUCGCCAAAGCCCAGUCAUUUGUCUCCAAUCUGACGAUUGAGGAGAAGGCAAAUAUGGUGACAGGUUAUCCCGGCCCCUGUGUCGGGAACAUCGUUGCCAUACCCCGCCUUGGUUUUUCCGGUCUCUGUCUUCAAGAUGGUCCUCUGGCCAUCAGAGUCGUUGACUAUGCAAGCGUGUUCCCUGCUGGAGUUUCUUGUGCCGCAACGUUUGAUCGGGACCUCAUCCGUGCGAGAGGGGUUGCAAUGGGCUCUGAAUUCAGAGGCAAGGGAGCUCACGUUGCUCUUGGACCUGUUGCUGGCCCGCUUGGAAGGUCAGCCUAUGCUGGCCGGAAUUGGGAAGGAUUCUCGCCAGAUCCGUAUCUGACUGGUGUUGCAAUGGAGGAAACCAUUCUAGGCAUCCAGAGUACUGGUGUUCAAGCUUCCGCAAAGCAUUGGAUUGCAUAUGAACAAGAGACACAACGAAAUCCAACAUACGAUGACAACGGAGUGCUUAUCCAAGAAUCCGUUUCAUCCAACGUUGAUGAUAGAACUCUACACGAACUUUACAUGUGGCCUUUUGCCAAUGCCGUCAAAGCCGGUGUCGCCAGUAUUAUGUGCAGUUAUAACAGGCUAAACGGCACAUAUGCUUGCGAGAAUUCAAAGGGUCUCAAUGGUCUGCUCAAAGAAGAGUUGGGCUUCCAGGGCUACGUGGUCUCUGACUGGGGUGGAGUACACUCUGGAAUGUCCUCUAUCGAAGGUGGCUUGGACAUGAACAUGCCUGGUGGGCUUGGUGAGUAUGGUUUGUAUGAUGCACCGCUUUCAUACUUUGGUGGCAACGUGACACUUGCCGUCGCUAAUGGUACUCUCGAUAUUACACGAGUUGACGACAUGAUUACACGAAUCAUGACACCAUACUACUUCCUCGGCCAAGACAAGGACUUCCCCUCCGUUGAUCCGUCAACGGCAGAUCUCAAUACAUUCUUGCCUAGGUCUACAUGGGUUACAGAUUAUGAUUUGAAUGGGACACGCAGCCGAGAUGUUCGUGGCGAUCAUGCUAAGCUCAUUCGAGAGAUGGGUUCAGCUUCGACUGUCUUGCUCAAGAACGUCAACAACACGCUUCCACUAAAAGCACCAAAGUCGAUCGCAGUGUUUGGGAAUGAUGCCUCGGAAGAUACCCAAGGAUUUUACAACCAGGUUAACUGGGAGUAUGGUACACUCAGCGUUGGUGGUGGCUCGGGAACCGGUCGGCUGACUUCUCUUGUCACACCUCUUGAGGCAAUCAAGGCGAAGGGCGCUCUCGUGCAGCAGUUCCUUAACAACACCUUGAUUGCGACAUCCAACAUAUCGGAUCUCGUCAACCCGACACCUCCUGACGUCUGCCUUGUGUUCUUGAAGACAUACGCAGAGGAAGGUGCCGACCGACUAUCUCUGGACACCGACUGGAAUGGAAACGAGGUUGUUGCGAGCGUUGCGGCAUACUGUGCCAAUACCGUUGUCAUCACUCAUUCUUCGGGAAUCAAUAACUUGCCAUGGGCAGAUCAUCCCAACGUCACCGCUAUUCUAGCUGGCCAUUACCCCGGCGAGCAAUCUGGGAAUUCGAUUGUGGAUGUGUUGUAUGGGGUAGUCAACCCUUCGGCGAAACUUCCAUAUACCAUCGCAUUGGAGACUGAUGAUUACAACGGGCUGCCGACUACGGCGGUCAAUUCCACGGAUCCAAAUGCGUGGCAGGCCAACUUCGACGAGAAAUUGGAGAUUGAUUACCGAUACUUUGAUGCCCAGAACAUUUCAGUGCAGUAUGAGUUUGGAUUUGGAUUAUCCUACACGACAUUUGAGAUGUCGGAUCUGCAAAUUGUGCAGAAUCAAGUGGCUGGGGACGAGACUAUUCAACCAGGUGGGAAGCUUGAAUUGUGGGAGGGACUAUAUACUGUGACCAUAAAUGUUACGAACACAGGAGCAGUUGAAGGGGCAGCCGUCCCUCAGCUGUAUGUCAGCAUACCCGGAGCGCCACCCAAGCAGCUAAGGGGGUUUGAAAAGGUCAACUUGGCAGCUGGUGCUUGUAGUAGCGUUGACUUUGUGUUGAUGAAGAGGGAUGUCAGUUACUGGGAUAUUGGGGUACAAGAUUGGGUGGUGGCAGAUGGGGUAGGCGUGCAAGUGGGAUUCAGUUCAAGGGAUAUCAAAUUAGUGGGAGCUCUUUGA
Molecule: messenger RNA, 2325 nt
Organism: Lachnellula hyalina
Lineage: Eukaryota; Fungi; Ascomycota; Leotiomycetes; Helotiales; Lachnaceae
Product: putative beta-glucosidase G
Exons: 5
Coding region: 1-2325 (774 amino acids)
Biological process (GO): glucan catabolic process
Molecular function (GO): beta-glucosidase activity
Source: RefSeq, a predicted model, not a curated record